CCUCCCUCCUUCUUCAAAGUCCUCCCCACAGAGAGCUGCUCCGCUGCAGCUGGGCUCUGGUGUGACAUCCCUGCCUGCCCCAGGGAGGAAUGACGAGCAAGGACUGUGCUUGCAGACCAGUGACACUCAGAAGCCACAAGCUUCUGUAAGUACCAGGUCUGCACAGGGACCCAAGUCAGAGCAAUGGCAUUGUCACUGGAAGAAUUCGUCCACUCCCUUGACCUCCGGACCCUCCCCAGGGUCCUGGAGAUCCAGUCAGGCAUCUAUUUUGAAGGUUCUAUUUAUGAAAUGUUUGGAAAUGAAUGCUGUUUGUCAACAGGAGAAGUGAUUAAAAUAACUGGCCUCAAAAUUAAGAAGAUCAUGGCUGAAAUUUGUGAGCAAAUUGAAGGGUGUACGUCUCCACAACCGUUUGAACUGCCUAUGAAUUUUCCAGGUCUUUUUAAGAUUGUGGCUGAUAAAACUCCAUACCUUACUAUGGAAGAAAUUACAAGGACCAUCCAUAUCGGGCCAAGUAGACUAGGGCAUCCUUGCUUCUAUCAUCAGGAGGAUAUAAAACAAGAGAAUCUUGUUGUAAAGCAAGGUGAAGAAAUCAUGCUCGACUCGGUGGAAGAGAUCAAUGGAGAAAUAAUGGUGAAUUGUGGAGUGGUAAGGAAUCAUCAGAAUCACUCAUUCACUUUGCCUUUGUCACAAAAAGGAGAAUUUUAUGAGUGUAAAGAUGAACAUAUUUACACCCUGAAAGAGAUCGUUGAAUGGAAGAUCCCCAAGAAUAGAACACGAACUGUGAAACUUACAGAUUUUUCAAAUAAGUGGGACCUAACAAAUCCAUUCCCUAAAGGCUUUGACGGUGCUCUGAUUCUCAAGCCUGUGUAUGAAAUUCAAGGUGUGAUGAAAUUUCGAAAAGAUAUAGUGCGCAUCCUCCCCAGUUUAGAUGUUGAAGUCAAAGACAUUACUGACAGUUAUGAUGCCAACUGGUUUCUUCAGCUGUUAUCGAUGCAAGAUCUUUUUGAGAUGACCAGUGAAGAAUUCCCCAUAGUGGCUGAAGUCAUAGAAGCACCUAAAGGAAACCAGCUGUCUGGAAGCAUAUUACAGCCUGGGAAAACCAUUAUGAUCCACAAAAAGUACCAGGCAUCAAGGAUCUUAGCUUCAGAAAUUCGAAGCAAUUUUCCUAAAAGACACUUCUUGAUCCCCACUAGUUAUAAAGGCAAAUUCAAGAGGAGACCUCGAGAGUUCCCAACCGUGUAUGACCUGGAGAUAGCAAAGAGUGAAAAGGAACCUCUCCACGUAGUGGCCACCAAAGCCUUUCAUCCCCCUGACUGUGAGCUGUCCUCCGUAUCUGUCGGGGACCAGUUUCUAGUGCAUCACUCACAGACGACUGAAGUGCUUUGUGAGGGGAUCAAAACAGUGGUGAACGUCCUGGUCUGUGAAAAAAUCCUCAGAAAAUCCUGUGAGGCAGCCGCGCUCCCUUUGUACAUGGAAGGAGGUUUCGUAGAGGUGAUUCAUGAUAAGAAACAGUACCAGAUUGCUGAGCUCUGUGCACAGUUCUGUUUGCCCUUCAAUGUGAAGGUAUCAGUGAGAGAUCUUUCCAUUGAUGAGGACAUUUUAGUUGCCACACCAGGACUGCAGUUGGAGGAAAUGAUCACAGACUCUUACCUACUCAUAAGCGACUUUGCCAACCCCAUGGAGUGUUGGGAAAUUCCUGUUGGCCGCUUGAAUAUGACUGUGCAGUUAGUUAGUAAUUUGUCUAGGAAUAUAGAAUCAUUUCUGGUCAGGACUCUGGUGGAAGAGAUCACUGAAGAACAAUAUUACAUGAUGCGGAGAUAUGAGAGCUCUAUCUUGCACCCUCCACCUCGCCCACCCAAACAUCCCUCUGUGGAAGAAACAAAGUUAACUCUGCCAACCUCAGCAGAAGAAAAGACAGUGGGUCAGCCUAAGUCUCCCAAGAGUCUCCAUGUAGACAUAUCCAAGAAACCACACUCAGAUCAAGCUGGCCUGGAUACAGAAAUACCAGCUGGCUGUCAAAAUGAGUUGGCUGUUCUGGAGAAAGAGGGAACCAAGAGCCGAGCAACUGGAGGAGCGGGCGCCCAUGUAACCACAGAAAUCUUCAAAAAUGACAAACAUCAAAAAUAACAAGAUGUGACUGAAGUCACUUGGGCAGUGAACAUAAAUGCUGCAAGGAAACAGUUAGCCUGGACUUCUAGCUGAAAACAACUAUUCCCCAGUGGACCCCAGAAGCAACUUGACUGGCCCUUGCAAAGGAGAAAACAACCUUAAAAGUUUUAACAGAUGAAACUUACACAGCAACUUAUGAUGUGGAAUUCACCUAGUCUAUUCUUGUGACAAAAUCUAUAUAGAUUAUUUUAUUGUUACUUUCAGACAUAUGUAUUUAAUGUGUACAUUUUGUUGGUGGUUCUUAUUUCCCCUACCAACAAUUAAACAAUUGAAAAUUAAUUUUAUAUUUUGGUGUCUAGAGUAAAAACUAUUGAAAUAGGAUGAAAGCUCACUGAACAGCUUCACUGUUUUACAGAAUUUGUUCUGCCAUUUUUUUCUAGUGUUAACAUCAUUCCUUUAAAAAAUAUCUUUAAAAGUAAUUAUGUCUGAGAGUGAUUUUAAAAUACCCAGGUUUCUUAUCUGAUUGCCUUGGGGCUGUGGAAAUGAGUUUGACUUCACAUUUUCCGUUUGUUUUAGAAGUAUACUGUAAAUAAGGGUGUUUGAGGCCUCUCAGCCAAAGCCAUCUUGAGUCAUAGGAAUUUUCCAUAACUGUCUCCUGCCCCCAGCAACCCAGAGUUCAUGACUAGAGUGUCACUAAAGAUCUGAUAAUAGCCCUUAUUGUUGCAUAUAGUGUAUACUAGAUAACCCUGUAGAUGAACGUUCAUCAGGAUUGCAGGAAGGCCAUUUCAUUGUAUUCCUAUGCAUUAGGUAUCCAGGGACAAUAUUUUUUUGCCUGUAACAAAAUGGUGAGGCAGACAGAUUGUCUUGUUAAAGUUAUUCAGGAGUUUAAUGCAGGUUUUGUACCUUGAUCAUAGGUCUUCCUCUGUACAAAACAAACUGUUAGUUAAUUUCCUAUCUCAUAGUUAUUUUGCAUUAUAUAUAGAUAUUAUCCAUUGGUUUAGUACCAAAGAGUUUCUGAAGACAGCAAAUCAUGAAACAACUUGUCAGCAGAAAAAAAAAAAAAAUGCAGUUAGAGAUCUUUCACACAGUGUUUAUAUUCUGAUUUAGCCUACUUCUCCUUAUCUUUUUUUCAAAUGGAAGUCAAUCCUGAUUUUAAUAAUACCUUAAAGAUUGUUUAGUGACUUGAUGUGAUAAUAUAGCUUGUUAUUUACAAAUUCUGAUGUUUUCUGAUAUAGUUUCAUUUUAAUUUAUUUUGCUUGUUUGUCCUAAGAACAAGAACUUUUCAAAGGUUGUGGUCCCACAUUUGAUUAUUCGACUCCACAGAGAGUCCUUUCCCAAUUCAACAACCUUGGCAAACUUAUAGAACUCACAGGCCAGUAUGUUAUUUUUCAAAGCAUCAUGAAUAAUAAGUAUUUUUAUUUGGUAUGUGAGAACAAUUACAUGUAUACUUUUAGUUGUUACAAUUCUUUGAUUAGAAAAGCAAGAGAAUUCAUGCCUUAGUUUGGUUGUGAAUCAUCAAGGGCUUUCCAGUAGAAAUCAUAUAUAACAUUUCUAACUAAGUCCUUUUAUGUACCGUGCUUCCAGCUCUCUUGAUAUUGAAAAUUAUAAUAAACUUCAUGUUCAUCUAUGAAGACUUUGGGAGGUUGAAAAUAAAUUUUCU
Messenger RNA from Manis pentadactyla (Chinese pangolin), 3769 nucleotides. It is a transcript of the gene THEMIS, whose product is annotated as thymocyte selection associated. NCBI's taxonomy places the organism in Eukaryota, Metazoa, Chordata, Mammalia, Pholidota, Manidae. The transcript is spliced from 6 exons. The record is from RefSeq and is a predicted model, not a curated record. Gene Ontology annotation, biological process: T cell receptor signaling pathway. Bases 184 to 2127 code for a protein of 647 amino acids.